UAAAGCCUUCUCGCCUCCUCCGCGAAUAGCAAAUCCUCUCUCCUCCUUCCUCCUCCGCUCGAUUUGACAUAGGCUUCUUCUCCAAGCUUUAUCAUGGCGGCGACGAUCCAGUCCGUGAAGGCGCGUCAGAUCUUCGACAGCCGUGGGAACCCCACCGUUGAGGUCGAUGUGUGCUGCUCAGAUGGAACCUUUGCUAGGGCAGCUGUUCCCAGCGGUGCAUCAACUGGUGUGUAUGAGGCUUUGGAGUUGAGGGACGGUGGGUCUGACUACUUGGGCAAGGGUGUUUCCAAGGCUGUUAACAAUGUGAACUCUAUUAUUGCACCAGCUUUGAUUGGCAAGGACCCUACCACACAAGCUGAGCUUGACAACUUUAUGGUCCAGCAGCUUGAUGGAACCAAAAACGAGUGGGGUUGGUGCAAGCAGAAGCUUGGUGCUAAUGCAAUCCUGGCUGUGUCACUAGCUGUUUGCAAAGCCGGAGCUUCCGUGAAGAAGAUUCCGCUGUACCAGCACAUUGCCAAUCUUGCUGGUAACAAGCACUUGGUUCUGCCUGUUCCUGCAUUCAACGUCAUUAACGGUGGAUCCCAUGCCGGAAACAAGCUUGCUAUGCAGGAGUUCAUGAUUCUUCCUACUGGAGCUACCUCAUUCAAGGAGGCUAUGAAGAUGGGUGUUGAAGUGUAUCAUAACUUGAAGUCUGUUAUCAAGAAGAAGUACGGCCAGGAUGCCACCAAUGUUGGCGAUGAAGGUGGUUUUGCUCCCAACAUUCAGGAGAACAAGGAGGGCCUUGAGCUCUUGAAGACUGCAAUUGAAAAGGCUGGAUACACCGGCAAGGUUGUCAUUGGGAUGGAUGUUGCUGCUUCAGAGUUCUACAAUGACAAGGACAAAACCUAUGACCUCAACUUCAAGGAAGAGAACAACGAUGGCUCACAGAAGAUAUCUGGGGAUAGCCUGAAGAAUGUCUACAAGUCAUUUGUCAGUGAAUACCCCAUUGUGUCGAUUGAGGAUCCCUUUGACCAGGAUGACUGGGUGCACUAUGCUAAGAUGACUGAAGAAAUUGGAGAGCCAGUGCAGAUUGUUGGUGAUGACCUUCUAGUGACCAACCCUACCAGAGUUGCCAAGGCAAUCCAGGAGAAGUCAUGCAAUGCUCUUCUGCUCAAGGUUAACCAAAUUGGAUCUGUCACUGAGAGUAUUGAGGCUGUGAAGAUGUCAAAACAUGCUGGCUGGGGUGUGAUGACCAGCCACAGAAGUGGUGAGACCGAGGACACAUUCAUUGCUGACCUUGCUGUUGGUCUAUCUACGGGCCAAAUCAAGACAGGGGCGCCCUGUCGCUCAGAGCGUCUUGCCAAGUACAACCAGCUUCUCAGGAUCGAGGAAGAGCUGGGUGCUGCUGCUGUCUAUGCAGGUGCCAAGUUCCGCGCACCGGUCGAGCCCUACUAAUUAGUGUUUGAACUUUCAGCCACACUAGUAGUAUUGUUGCAUGAGAGUUUUUGUGAAAAGGGGUUCUCCCGCAUUAUCCGUGUGUGGUUUAACAUCCGGAAUGAGCUCUAGUUGAAGCUUUUUAGGACCGAACAAUAAAGUUCCACAUCUAAUGUGAACGGAUAUGUACCCAUACUUGCUCCAAUUUUGGUCUUGUGAUGAGCAUGCCUGGUUUGGCCUAAAUCUGUUGGAUCUGUAAUACAGAGAUUGGCGUUUAUUGGCAUUGGUAUUAUCUCGCCA
Messenger RNA from Brachypodium distachyon (stiff brome), 1713 nucleotides. Its product is annotated as enolase. Gene Ontology annotation, molecular function: phosphopyruvate hydratase activity; magnesium ion binding. The record is from RefSeq and is a predicted model, not a curated record. Gene Ontology annotation, biological process: glycolytic process. Lineage: Eukaryota; Viridiplantae; Streptophyta; Magnoliopsida; Poales; Poaceae. Gene Ontology annotation, cellular component: phosphopyruvate hydratase complex. The transcript has 17 exons. Bases 94 to 1434 code for a protein of 446 amino acids.